ACAAAUCUACACUGCCUCUGCGCACAUAUGAGCGCAAUAUAUCUGACUUUUUUUUAAAUUAAUUUUUAUAGGGAACAGGUUGCUGAACACACAAAACGUGAGGCAUAGCUUGUUAUCGGCAUUCAUUAUCUAGUUGCUGCGGUUCUUCUCUUUGAGGUAGGCUACAGGCUACAGAAGAAGCGAGAUGCGCCACGCAUCAGGCUUUUGUCGACAGAAAUCCAUGGCAGAGAUUCUAGAAUCAUGAUUAUAUAAGGAAAAGGAGAGUCGGAUGCACGCACGGCCGAUUCCACCGUCACCAGAAGACUGGAAAAUAAAAGAUACAGGCUGUAACGUGCGAGCGAGGUGUCACAGGCUGGCACCAGUGUUGCCUAGCGCCAGACCACUUUGCGCCACAAGUAGAAAACAGGGGAUGCACGAAAACAGUGAAGACAUCCGGGCACGAUGCAGGACUGAAUCUAUAUAUUUCCCCUAGAAUAAGACGUUGUGUCGACUUGGCUAUCAUUUGAGUGUAAAGCGCGUCGAAUAAGUAGUCUAAUUUAUUAUCGUGAAGAUGAGUGUAAACCAGACUGGGUAUGAUGGCAUCUCUAGAGUGGAUGGUGUCACGGUAACGGGCGGCCUCAACAUCAGUGGUACCCCGAAGCUGCAACAGUGUGCUCAGCCUCCCGGUAACCGACCCAGGGAUGCCCGAUACCAGCAACACGGCGGUCGGCAGCACCAGCACGCCAGCUCCGCUGUCAAACCGCCUAAUUCUGAACGGUCCGAACCCGCGGACGUUGUGAAGCGCGCCAUUGACUUCAAGACUCAAGGCACACAGUGUUACAAGGAUAAGAAGUACCGGGAGGCGAUUGGCAAGUACCACCGUGCUUUAUUAGAGAUGAAGGGGUUGUGCCGGGUGCUGGGAGACCCUGAAGCCAGCUCUAAGUCUCCUUCCUCUGUGCUGCCUACUAUGACCAAAUCAGACAGCCUGACGGACGAGCAGAAAGGUGCCAUGGAGAACGCCGAGCUGGAGUGUUACAACAGUCUGGCAGCGUGCCUGUUGCAGAUGGAGCUGGUCAACUAUGAGCGUGUGAAGGAGUAUUGUCUGAAGGUACUGCGUAAGGAAGGGGACCACUUCAAGGCUUUGUACCGCUCUGGGGUGGCCUACUAUCACCUAGGAGACUUCCACAAGGCCCUUCACUAUCUCAAGGAGUCCCACAAACAACAGCCAGCAGACACCAACGUUCUCCGUUACAUCCAGCUGACUGAGAUGAAGAUCCGUCGUUCUGCCCAGAAGGAGAAGAAAGAGACCGCAUAAACAACCAACACUCACUGUCUUAAUUGAUAACUGAGGCUUUACCCGAAAUGGCACCCUAUUCCCUAUGCAGUGCACUAGGUCCCUAUGUGCCCUGGUCAAAAGGAGUGCACUGCAUAGGGAAUAGGGUGCCAUUUAGGAUGUCACCCACCUAACCUUUUCACUCAACUGUCAAUUUGUACUUUUCUUCAUGCUCCACUCAGACCACGAUACAGGGUCUCUGUGUUUUAAAGGAUUUCUAUAUAGAUAUGCUUUACCUUUGCACAGCCACUUUAUCCUUCUUCGUCUUCGCCGAUUAUGUGAUUCAUACCAACGUGUACUUUAGUACUUAUGAGUAAUAUGUCAACUAUUUUAUACAGAUAUGCAGUACCAGUCAAAAGUUUGGACACACCUACUCAUUAAAACGUGUUUCUUUAUGUUUUCUAUUUUCUCCAUUGUAGAAUAAUGGUGAAGACCUCAACAC
Messenger RNA from Oncorhynchus mykiss (rainbow trout), 1754 nucleotides. It is a transcript of the gene ttc9, whose product is annotated as tetratricopeptide repeat domain 9. Gene Ontology annotation, biological process: protein folding; negative regulation of apoptotic process. Lineage: Eukaryota; Metazoa; Chordata; Actinopteri; Salmoniformes; Salmonidae. Gene Ontology annotation, cellular component: mitochondrial envelope; membrane; cytosol. Gene Ontology annotation, molecular function: protein folding chaperone; protein binding. The record is from RefSeq and is a predicted model, not a curated record.